UUUUUAAGCGAACCCGGAAGUAUACAGAACUGAAACCUCUUGGUGCACCGGGGCAUUUCCUCUUCGGUGUAGCACAGCGGAGUUGAGAAGAGGUUUGUUUAGCAAGCUUUAUUUGCUAAACAUUUAUGAGUUGAUUUCGAGUUUGUCCAGAUGCCAAAUAAAACCGUGAAACGCCCAGGAGUUGGGGUCGGGGUGCUGGUAACGGACCCAUUCCAUCCCGGAUGUGUUCUCCUGGGAAAACGUAGGAGUGUAAUGGGAAAAGGGACGUACCAGCUUCCCGGUGGUCACUUGGAGUUUGGAGAGACGUGGGAGGAGUGUGCUCAUAGAGAGGUGCUGGAGGAAGCAGGGGUGCGUUUGGUGAACGUCUGCUUUGCGUCAGUAGUGAACUCCAUCAGACAGGAGGAGCAGUACCACUACGUCACCAUUAUCAUGCAAGGGGAAUUGGACAGAAAGCAGUCAGGAGAGCCAGAGAACCUGGAGCCAGAAAAGAAUGAAGGCUGGACAUGGACACACUGGGACCAGUUUCCUCCUGAGGAGCAGCUGUUCUUGCCUUUGGCUGGUCUGAGACAACAAGGCUUCCAUCCAUUCAGAAACACAGAGACAAACACUGAAACUCAGCCCUGAAGUUGCCUGUUACACAGAGAGAAGCUUCUUUCUUUCCUCACAGGAAGUUAUAUGAUACCUCUUCCCUUUCUUGCUUUUCAGGAGUCAUGUUUUUCUGUUACACCACAUGCUGUAAUUGAAUGUCUUUUCUAUUUUUGGAAUGAAUGACUAAAAGACUAGUAUACUGUGAUUUUAUUUAGAUUUUAAGCAUAAGAGUGUAAAUAAAAUGGACGACGCAAACACAGUUUAAAAGACACAUGAACACAAAAAAUA
Messenger RNA from Monopterus albus (swamp eel), 876 nucleotides. Its product is annotated as nucleotide triphosphate diphosphatase NUDT15-like. NCBI's taxonomy places the organism in Eukaryota, Metazoa, Chordata, Actinopteri, Synbranchiformes, Synbranchidae. Gene Ontology annotation, biological process: dGTP catabolic process. The transcript is spliced from 3 exons. The record is from RefSeq and is a predicted model, not a curated record. Gene Ontology annotation, cellular component: cytosol. The coding region runs from base 151 to 624 and encodes 157 amino acids. Gene Ontology annotation, molecular function: 8-oxo-7,8-dihydrodeoxyguanosine triphosphate pyrophosphatase activity.